GAGAGGGGGAAGCAGAGCGAGUGAUCGAUCAAGGGAAGGAAGAUGGUGGAGCCAGCGGCGUGGUUCCCCCGUCAGGCAGCGACCGGCCCCGUCAGUCCCCAGCAGAGAGACGCCGCCCGGGCCGAAGCCGACUCCUGAUCACCGCCCGGCUCGGCCAUGCCCAGAUCACGCCGGGGCGACGGAGCCCGCAGGGGCGGCCGAGGGAAGUUGCGUCCUGCCUACACACAGCGAGAUACACGAGCUCGCAGCAGUGCCAAGAUGGAGUCCCAGGCCAGCGAUGAUGAGGCAGCCAGUGAAGUGCUGAGUCACUACAGCAGUGCCAGUGAGAGCACCAGUGUAGCCGAGGAAGUGACAGGAGGGGAUGCAGUUGAUGAGCAGGCUCAGCAAGAGGAGGUGGAAGAUAAACUGAAGGAAUGCAUUGACAAUGUGAUGGACAAGAGUGCCAAGACACGGCAGGUGGCUCUCGAGAGCCUGCGACUAGCAUUCUCCUCCAAGACACUCUUUGACUUCCUGUUGGAACGCCGGCUUACCCUCACGGACUCUUUGGAGAAGUGCCUGAAGAAAGGUAAAGGGGAGGAACAAUCCCUUGCUGCUACUGUUCUUACGCUACUGUGCCUUCAGAUGGGCUCGGGGCCUGAGGGGGAGGAGGUCUUCCGCAGCCUGAAGCCCCUCCUGAUCACCAUUCUGACCGACUCUUCGGCCAGCCUAGUUGCUCGGCAAAGUUGUGCCACUGCUCUCGGGAUGUGCUGCUAUGUUGCUGCAGCAGACAUGGAGGACCUUGUUUCCUGUCUUGCCUGCCUGGAGGGGAUCUUUGGCACUUCCUGCAGCAAGGAGGCUGGCUCAGUGCCCUCCCACUACAGUCCACCUCUCCAGGUCUUGAACUGCAAUGCACUUCAGUCCUGGUCCCUGCUCCUCACCAUCUGCCCAAGCACCCAGAUCAAGAAGAUCCUGGACAAUCACUUACCUAAGUUGCCUCUGAUGCUGUCCAGUGACAAUGUCAAUCUUCGGAUUGUGGCAGGUGAAACGAUUGCACUGCUCUUCGAGCUAGCCCGGGACAUGGAGGAGGAUUUUUUCUAUGAGGACACUGACUUGCUGUGCACAAAACUGAAAGCCCUGGCCACAGACAGCAACAAGUACCGGGCCAAGACAGACCGCCGCAAGCAACGCUCCAUCUUUCGGGACGUGCUGCAUUUCAUUGAGAAUGGAGAGUGCCAUGAGGAGACCAUCAAGUUUGGAUUAGAAUGCAUGUAUGUGGACAGCUGGGCGAGGAGGAGGACAUACAGCGCCUUCAAAGAAGCUCUUGGCUCUGGGGUCAGGCAUCAUCUACAGAACAAUGAGUUGCUGCGUGAAAUCUUUGAGCUGGGCCCUCCACUUGUUCUGGAUGCUGCAGCUAUUAAAGCCAGCAAGAUCUCUCGCUUUGAGAAGCACCUGUACAACUCAGCCACCUUCAAAGCCCGGACAAAGGCGAGGAGCCGCGUUCGAGAUAAGCGAGCCGAUGUCCUUUGAUGGGAGGCUGCUUCCUCCUCCUGCCUUCCAUACAAGCCAAUGAAUUACAGACCUGGACCACUGUGAACGUUUGUGGGUGUGGGGAGAGCCUGGGGCAAGGGGGCCCGUUGCCUCACCUUGUUCAAGAACCAGGCUUGUGCCAUGCCCGCUCUACUCCCCCACUAAGUGCUGGGGGCUUUUAUAUAUGUACAGAAUACUAUUUAAAUGUCUUGGAUGUUUGAAUCCUGGUGCGGUGGCCAUGGGCAGGCGCCAUUUUAAAUUUUUAACCAAAAAUCUAAGCGAGGUUGGGUGUGGAGGGGGGGAGAAUUAUUCCCCCACAAUUGGUUUUUAAGCCAGUGAUUUUUUUUUGUUUGCCUCCUUUCCCUGAUUUCAUUGUUGAAUGUAUUCUGCAGUUGUGAUUGCAGUGUGCAAUGAAAUCACAGAUGUGAUCUUUUGAAGCAAUUAGGGAUGUGCACAAACCAAGGUUCGUUCACAGGUUCAGCACCAAACCAAUUCAGACAAGGUCAGCGCUGCUGGGGUGGGCGGGGGGGUUGGGCAGAGCGGCAACUGGGAUCUUCCUGCUGUGGUGGUGCUCAUCCCAACAACCGGUCCGUGGCGCCAGCACACACAUGGCAUCCAUGCAUGUGUAGUUUUCCUGCUCUCCUCCUUUUUAAAGAUCCCACUCACUGUUCCUUCAUGGCAGCACCAAACCUCUGCACAAACUGAGGUUCGUGCACAUCCCUAAUAGAUGUGGCCUCUCCCAAUGAUGAGCUCCAUACAGGAGGCCAGCUUAGUUUAAGGGUGCAAACUAUGGUGUCCAGGAUGGAGGCAGUGAAGGGGACUGGCUUGAGAUUGGGUGCCUUUGGUUCUUCCCUUCCGGUGUUGAAGGUAUUUUGCCUUGGGUUGGAUAAAAUGUACAUUAGGAAUUAGUGUAGUUGAUUAAAGGCUGGGUUAACAGCAUCGUGAAGGGGGUUAUACCUCUCCUCUGCUCAUGCAGUUGCCAUUUUUUUUCUUGUAUGUUCCAUUGGAGCUCUUUUCUCAUGCACUAUCAUCACCUACAAUUUGACACUCUCACUUUUUAACACCUGACUUUGCUCCAUGCUCACAUGCAGGUUUUUUCAAAAGCCUUUUUUUCAAAAGGCUUUUUAAAGUGACAAGAUGAAGAGAAGCUAACUGAGAUUGUGUCUCAGGACAAGGAAAGAUCUUCUUAUUGUUGGGCUGCGUUUUGGCAGCCGUGAGAAACUCCUCCUUCCCUGGGUGGGGAAUGCCUCCUGCUGUAGAGAAGCUUCCUGUGGCUUAUUGGCUGACAAAUUGAAAAAGGCAACAAACGCAUAGUGCUUGUUCCUGGUAGGUGGGCCCAUUCUGUCUCAAAAAGCUGGAUUCAAAAAGCAUAUAUUUGUUUAUUCUGUAUAAUUUAUUUUGCCUCUGCUACUUAUUAGGAGGGGCAAGGCGCCAUAGAGGAGCUGCACCUACAGAGGGUUCCAGAUUCGACCUCUGGCAUCCCCCAGCAGAGCUGGGGGAAACUCCGAAGGAAAUCCAAAAUAGCCACUUAGACAGUAUUGACCACAAUGAACUGAAAAUCUGACUUGAUAUAAGGCAUCUUCAUAUGUUCAGCAGCAACUUCUGCUAGCCCUACUUUGAUAUUGAUCAGAUAUUAGCCCUAUUCACACAUUAUGUUCAGCGUACAUACAGUCUCUGUACAGUAGUAUGUAGUUGUGUGUACAUACAGUUUGCUCUCGUUUUAUUGAAUGCAUGUACAGCAGUACACUUCCUAUUUGUACCCUGCAUUUGAGAUGGUUUGUACCCAUGUUCACUUUUAAAGUGAAUGAAUGUACAGUCAUUCACACAAAAACAUAUACCUGUGUACGGACAUCCGUACAUGUGUACAACAUAAUGUCUGAAUAAGACUAUUCUCCAUAAUCUUUCAGACCUGUCUUGGUAGCCACAAAGACUAAGUCCUGCUUUUAGCAUGCUUGUGCUCUCUCUCUUCCCACCCUGCCACCCCCGCCUCUCUCUUCCUCCCACUUCUUAGGAAAUUGAAUUCUCUGACCAACACUAAGACUAAACAUGGAUAAAAUUGCACUGAAUAUUCUGUGUUUCCACAGCACUUGCACAGAAUCCCAGAAUAUAGCCCUGCAGACAAAUACCAGAAAGUCAACAAAUGGAAGAACCCUGCAGCUUGCUAGCAUUCACAUUCUGCAUUUUGUGCUUCCCUCACUUGGCUUUUCUGUAGCAGAUUUGUUACAGUUUUGUCAUCCCAAAUAGGUUUGGUAGAGUGUGUGUAAACCUUUAAGCUGUACAGAAGCCUUCAUUAGCCAGAAAGGAAAAUUGACUUGAACAAAGCAAAGUUAAUGGCAGGUAUACUUUUCUCCUAAUGGAUUUCUCUCUAAAACACUGUUCCACCUGCUAAUAUUAACAGCAUAUAAUGCCCUGUUUCACUUUAAAACACGAGGAAGGUAUUAGACAUAGUUUUUCCAAUUAACUGAGUGACAGAUGAAAGCUGUUCUGUGGCCAAUAAGACAUCAGUGGCCAUCCAGAGGCUGGAUGGCUGACUAGCAAGGAUACGAUGGCAGAUUGCUGCACUGGACUGGAAAACCUCCAAGGUCUCUCCAGCUCUAGAAUUCUAUGAUGUAUGGGCAUUUGCAGAGUGAAAGUUGCAUGUUUCAUGGAAGCUUGCCAAAUUAACGAGAGAGUUCUAUUACAGGUCCUACAGCUAAGUCCGUGAGGGUGUGGUGCCUUUCCUUCCUGUACAUUGCCUAGUUCUAGCUGAGCUAUACACAUCUGUAGAAAGUAUUAAUGUUUCUACCUGCAUGUACCUCUCUCUGUAUCCGGAGCCAUCCUGAGUAUAGAAAUCAGGAAAGGUAUUUGCUCCAGCUUAGUGGUGAACUAUAGGGCUGUACUAGUUCUCACUGAAAUUCUCCUCCAGUUGAACUCAAGGUUCAAUUGUGAAUUCUGUGUUGGUGCAUCAAAACAAGGUUUGCUUAUGUGUAUGAUUUACAAUUGUAGCUGAAAUCUAGACGCACAUCGUUUUUAAUCUGAACAAUUUCAGCUAUUUUUCUUUAAAGUCUAGCCUUUAUGAUUGGAAAAAGAGAGAGAGAGAGUUUGAGAACAUACAUGUGUUUUUCUGCUUAAAAUCUGCAAAAACCAGCAGAAAUCUUAAGUCGGAGCACAGAUUUCCUUAUGCUUAUCUGCCUUCCUAUUCAUACCUAUUCCUUACAGUAUUUCCCUCCAUCAGCCCUCCACUGUUGUGGAGGAAAAAUAAUUAAACACAAAUUAGAAAAAGGGUAUACAAACAUGUCUGUUUACAUCAUGGUUUAACAAAGACAAGGUUUUCUGACUGCAAAAUGUUUUUGAUGCAGGUAGAUAGUUCUUCCUUUUUAAUACUGAGAAGAGAGCACAACGAUUCCCUCCUCUAUAGCUCUUCCCAAUCCUAGUUUCUUGCAGGGUUAUGCUCCAUUUUCAACAGGUAAAGCCUGAUUUUUGCAAACUGGGCCAAUGCUGUGAGGGUUUGUUGAAGAGAACAGCAUUCAUUGGCAAAAUAAGCCAAUCUGGGUUUUAUUGUUACUUAUUCAACACCUUUGUAACGUGUUCCAUGGGCAAAAUAAAUGGGUAUAAAGUA
Messenger RNA from Hemicordylus capensis (graceful crag lizard), 5104 nucleotides. RefSeq names its product interferon related developmental regulator 2 (gene IFRD2). The coding region runs from base 157 to 1506 and encodes 449 amino acids. The record is from RefSeq and is a predicted model, not a curated record. The transcript has 13 exons. Lineage: Eukaryota; Metazoa; Chordata; Lepidosauria; Squamata; Cordylidae.